AUGGGUUGCAAUCAAUCAACUGCUAAAGAUAAGCAAGAGGACAGACAAAGAACUCAACCAGCCAACAACGCUGGACAAUCAACACAAACACAAACAGCAUCGAAACAAAUUGGUGUGCCAAAUCAAGAGAAUGAAAAGGAACCAGACGUAUCCUACUCUCAAAUGAGAGAGAUGGACAAUGACUUUUUCAAGGACAUUAUCGAUAGAACCGCACAGAAAUUCAUUGAUGUAUCCACCGUUGGUCCAGACGCUAAAGAUUCAUUCCCCUACCAAGAAAAAGAUUAUAGUUCACAAAUUAAAGAGACAACCAUCAACAAAUCAAAUAUAUUAUACUCAUUGCCACAUUUAUCACAAAGCUGUCAGCCAUCCAAUUUACAUAAUCUUUUAUCUCAGCCUGUACCAUUUGAUACUGAUUUGAUGUCACGUUGUUCAUCGAGUAUAUCAUCUGCUGUCAACAAUAUCAAUAUCAAGGAUUGUGGAGAAUUGGUUUCACAACAACAACAACAACAACAACAAUCAUAUCAAUUUUAA
Messenger RNA from Heterostelium album PN500, 531 nucleotides. RefSeq lists its product as uncharacterized. NCBI's taxonomy places the organism in Eukaryota, Evosea, Eumycetozoa, Acytosteliales, Acytosteliaceae. The record is from RefSeq and is a predicted model, not a curated record. The transcript is spliced from 5 exons. Bases 1 to 531 code for a protein of 176 amino acids. Gene Ontology annotation, biological process: regulation of receptor recycling; cellular response to amino acid stimulus; positive regulation of MAPK cascade. Gene Ontology annotation, cellular component: Ragulator complex; lysosome. Gene Ontology annotation, molecular function: guanyl-nucleotide exchange factor activity; molecular adaptor activity.